Molecule: messenger RNA, 3547 nt
Organism: Ornithorhynchus anatinus (platypus)
Lineage: Eukaryota; Metazoa; Chordata; Mammalia; Monotremata; Ornithorhynchidae
Gene: TRDN
Product: triadin
Exons: 9
Coding region: 247-1128 (293 amino acids)
Cellular component (GO): sarcoplasmic reticulum; membrane
Molecular function (GO): signaling receptor binding
Source: RefSeq, a predicted model, not a curated record
GCUACAAGUGCUGUCCUGGGCAGGGCUCAGGUUGUUUCCGGGGGAGAACACGGCAGAGAAGACUGAAAGUUCAAAGCGACAUCGAUGACAAAGAAGGAACAGCUAGAACGCAGAGGGACCACCCGGCCCAUCCCCUAGGCCUUGAUCUCCCCCUCCACCUGCGGAGCCUGGUGACCCGGCAGGGUUCUAGUGCUGCCGUUUUGCCGGGGAACCUUGGGGCGGAGACCAUCGCCCGCUCAGGACACCAUGACCGAGCUUGGGCCCGAAGGACAGAACUAUACCACCACUACUGUGAUAGACAGCAAAAAUGGAUCUGUGCCCAAAUCACCUGGAAAAGUGCUGAAAAGAUCCGUCACAGAAGACAUAGUGACAACCUUCAGCUCUCCAGCAGCCUGGCUUCUUGUGGCCGCCCUGAUUGUGACCUGGUCGGCUGUUGCUGUGGUGAUGUUUGACUUGGUAGAUUACAAGAACUUUUCAGCCAGUUCUGUUUCCAAGAUCGGCUCCGACCCCCUACGAAUCAUAAAUGAGGCGGUAGAAGAAACCACUGACUGGGUCUAUGGAUUUUUUUCUUUGCUGUCAGACAUCAUAUCCUCCGAUGGAGAAGAAGAUGAUGAAGAUGACAUAAAUGAUGAAGGGGAAAUAGAACCUCCCUCGAAAGACAAAGAAAUUCACAAGGACAAGUCUGAAAAGCAGGAGAAACGCGAAAAGAAACCACCACACAGAGUGACUCCCAAAGACAAGCCGGAAAAGAUAGUCCACAGGGCACCACCCAAAGUAACACCAAAAGAAAAACUUGAAAAAGAAAAACCAGAAAAGAAAGCAGCUCACAAAGACAAACAUGAGAAGGAAGAAAAACGAGAUGUGAAAACACUUGCCAAAGAGGACAAGAAAUCGAAGAGUUUGAAAGCCGAAGAAAGGUCUAAAAGGGAAGUGAAGGUUGGAAAAGUGGAGAAAGUAAAGCAGACUGAAGCAAAGGCCAAAGAAACAGAGAAAACACCAGCCAAAUCUAAAGGGAAGGAUGACAAGCUGGCCACUGCUCUAGACAAGGCUGAAAAGAAAGGUAAAGAUGGGCAGGAGAAAGCUAAAGAAGAUUUGAAAAGAAUAGCGGGAAAGAAGCAGAGACUGUGAAAUUUAAGGAUGGCCGAGACCAAAAGUCAAAAGAAAGAAAAAAGAAAGAACAAUACAAAUACAUCUCUACUUCCUCCAGAAAGUCAGUAGAUGGAACCCACAUUAGCCAGGAGCUUAAACUUUGCAACACAGUGAUUGGGAGGUGAUUUUGAGGCUAAAGAUUCAUUUGGAAUAUGUUUCCAAGAGAAAGUUAGAAGCUGAAGUUGUGGUAGAAAUUUGAUGGGGACUUUGGAAUUCUUACUCUAAUAAGAAUAAGUAUGCAGGUAUGUCCUUUCCCCACUGUUUUCUCUAAAUGGUCUAAUUAAAAUGAAAGGCAGCCAUGCAGAAUACUGGCUACCAAAAUUAGAGUAACUCAGAGUAAUCUGUUUUACCCAGCCGCAUUUUCUAUUUUUUUCCAAUUCUGCCACUGUGAUUUCCUGAAAAACAUAGCAACUGCCCAUUCAUUAUUUUUGUUUAAUAAGGAGCCCCAUCCAUGUGCAAAGUCAUAUCUAGAAAAUAUAUUAACUUCAUAAAUUAGUAACACUAAUAUCAGGAGUCAGAGGAGUCUAGUAACCACUAAACAGAGAGAGAUCUUAGGCAGACUUGAUUUAUUGGCCUAAAUUUUCCCAUAUAUAAAAUGGAAGAUAACUCGGUCUUCACCCUCUCCAUAUGGCACGUCCAUAGUGAGGAUAAAUAUGUGAAGCUUUGCGCCUCCUGGAAAGAUCGCCCAUCCUAAAUGGCCACCAUUAAUUUUGCCUAUUCCCCAUCCCUUCUUUUACUAGCCUCCACAAUUUCCUCUCAGAUCCCUCACUCCUGCUUUCUUCAUUCUAUUCCUUUUAUUUAUCUCCCCAUCCAAACACACUGCUUUCCAUAUAACCAUUCAUUCAUUGAUUCAUUUAUUCAUUCUUUCAAAUAAUAUUGAUUGAACACUGUAUUGAGCACUGUAUUAAGCACUGGUGAAAAGUACAGUGGAGGAUAAAUGAUCCACGAUGCCGGGCCCAAAGAACAGCUCACAGUUGAAAAAUAAUGGGACAGAGGAGAUAGGGGCAACUGAGAAGCAAUAAUAACAACAAUUUUAUUAAUAACGAUCAUAAACGUAAAUGAUUAUCUUCCUAAUUUAAUGUCUUUUCUUUUGAGUUUUACUACAUCACAUUUUUUUAGAUGGAGGAUUCUUUUUGACUGAUUUUAGUUCAAUUCAAAGGCUAAAACUAGUGGGUAAAUUACAGGUGCCAUUACCUUGACAACUCAGAAAAUAACUAAUUCAAAAUCAGCAAAGCACUUUCUCUGGAAUAUUUAGAUGGGGAAACUUGUGAGGCAGAACAGAUUGAGGAGAUGAGCAGGUUCAAAAAGGUUACCCAUUAAAAUUUUUUUCUCAAUUUAUAUUAAAUCAAGUUUGAAAGUUUUAAACUCUGAUGUACUUAGGAGAGACCAAAAUAGUCAAUUUCUUUUUCUGUCGGUUCCUUGAGGCCCACCAGUUCCUGACUAUAACCUGCUUCAUCUGUUUCAACCACUCUUUUCUCAGUCAUAUCUUGGGCUGUCCCUCACUCCCUCAAAAUAAGCAACUGGGUAUUUUCAUGCUUGAGGCAUCUAGGAACUUCCAAUUUUCAAACUAAUGUGAAAUGAAAAAUAAAAAAAAGUUAAUUGAAAACAAAACUUGGAAAACAAUUCCAGCAUUACUACCAUUACUGACCUUAAACGCUCGUGGGUAUUUUUUUUUCUGGACAAGAGUAGGAAAAACAAUUCUGAGCAGAAGAUUGAUUAAUAUCCGUUACACAGAGGGAAAGAAAUAGUUUCUUUCCUGGCUGACUGAAAUUUUCAGAAAUGAGCAUUUUCCUGAUUAGCUUUCUUCAAGGCAUUUUUGAAUUUGGAUUUCCAAAUAGCCUUUUCGAAGGGACAAAAUAGAACGGGGAGGUGAUCUGAAAACAAUUAUGUAGCAAGGAAGCUUCCAGGCCCUCAACUUCCAGAUGAGAAAUUUAAGUUAGAGAUCUGCAAGGAUUUCAGGGGAAGGUUUAUUUGUGCCUGCCAAAUUGAACCGGUAAUGAUAAAAGAAGAGCCCCUAAGGUGAUGAUAUAAAAAUUUCCCUGGAAAAAUAUCUACUGUGGAUAGUCCAUUUGGAAAAUGUAUUCCAAAAUAGUGUUUAAUUGGUUUGGUUGCAGGGAAUGUGACGGCGUGUUUAAAAGAACGUAAUUUUCAUAUACUCUAGAUUCCUAGUCUAAAUUCUGGUUUUAAUUCUGAGAAAAAAAUAUUUCCAAUAAUAAUGAUAGUAUUUUGUUAAGCACUUACUAUGUGUCAAGCACUGUUCUAAGUGCAGGACUAGAUGCAAACCAAUCAGGUUGGUCAAAGUCCACGUUCCUCACGGGACGUUUAUUUUACAGAUGGAGUAACUGAGGCACCGAGAAAUUAAGUGAUUUGCCCAGGGUCAUACAGCAGACAUGUGGCG